Molecule: messenger RNA, 6396 nt
Organism: Galleria mellonella (greater wax moth)
Lineage: Eukaryota; Metazoa; Arthropoda; Insecta; Lepidoptera; Pyralidae
Exons: 4
Coding region: 263-1126 (287 amino acids)
Source: RefSeq, a predicted model, not a curated record
UCUCUCAAAACUGCGAGUUGAACUAAUUGCUUGUCUGUGAUUGUCAAAUUCGACAUCGUCUAGAUGUCAAGAAGUCUAUAACUAUUUAUUUGUUAUUGUUGUAAUUUUAUCUUGUCAUUUUUCUUUUCAGUAAAAAGAAAUAAAAUACAUUUAAAUAUACACUAAAUCCUAAAUAUAUUUACGAAUUUCUCUUCGUAUAUUUGUAUAAAAAUAUUAAAGUUUGAUACGGUAUAAUGUGUUAUUAAAAUUAUUUUUAAUAAAAAUGACCUCCAACUUGGAGAGUGAGGAUCUCGAAAAUGUUCCAUUGGUCCGUAUGGAGGAUGUGCAGCCUUCGAGAGACAGGGCUUACGAAGUGAAUAGCCCAGAGAUUGGGAAGGAAGAAGUUUUGGAGACUAGUAUAGUUGACAGUGUGGAUUAUGAAAAUGAAUGUGUGAUGGGCAAUGAGGACUCUAAUAUAGGUAGCAUGGUGUCGAUAAAGGUUGAACAGGCUAGCGAGGGUAAUGAUAGUAAUAGUGGAGAGUUAAUUGUACCCGAUUUCAGGGAAACAUAUGAAAUUCCAAUAGAAAUAAAAGUGGAACCAGAAACAGAGACAAAACCAGCUCCGUGCAGUUGGCCAACAUUGGAAAUAUUACCUGGUGGUGUGAUUAAAAAUGCUGAUAAAAGUGAAGAUAGCACAGCAUACAGUAAUGAUACAGACUCGGCAGAUAGCGGCGAGAUGAUGUAUGCAUGUGCCAAGUGUCCUCAGAGUUUUAAGUACCUGUUCCGACUGGUGAAACAUGUUCGAUGGCAUGAAGAUCAGCAGAAAAGGCAAAAAGGGACAGGCAUAUCAAAAUUAACAAUUUUGCAAGACAACAGUGAAGACAGGAGAGUAUACAGUAAUUACACGGACACGACAGAGAGCGGCGAUAUGAUGUAUGCAUGUGCCAAGUGUCCCCAGAGUUUUAAGUACCUAUCCCAGCUGAUGAAACAUGUUCGGUGGCAUGAGGACGACCAGAAAAAGGAAAGAUGGACAGGCAUACCAAAAUUAAAAGCAAAAGAAGACAAAUGUGUGUGUUUACAUUCAGUUAAAAAGAAAAUUAUAUCAAAAACGAAUAAAAGAAAAAUACCAAAGAAGAAUAAAUCAUAGCUCACGCUGUUAUGGAAUGGGAGAGCUGAUAUUACGAAAGUGGUAUUACACAUGCCCCUAAAAUUGGUGCACUUUCAGAGUUUUUAUCUAUGCAAUUGACAGAUUCAUAUGGACUUCUAAGUAUGUAAUGAAAAAGUGAGCGCGGCAACAGUUGAUGAAUUGGACAUUGACCUGUAAUUGAAUACUAUAUUAGUAGUUUUUUUUUUUCUCAAAUUUAACCAGUGAUCAUAACCUAUCCUUUACUUCUGCAUACUGUUUUGUGGUCAUUGAAGAUAGUGAGGACUGUUAAGGAUGGAAUGUUCUCUUUUAUUAUUAUAAUAUAAUAAUUUUAGAGGUCUCCUGACUUAAGAGUUUAAAAACAAAGCAGAUUGGAAAGAGAGGAGUGACUUACAACUGGAUCGCGCCCUGAAUCGGUCAUUGACCCAAUUAACUUAACAAUAAUUUUAUUCGAGUCUAAGAACAAGAACUAAAGUGUAUUAUAUUGAUGUUGACAAAUAUAAAGCUCCAAAUGGAUGGAUGUCAGUUUGUUGCCAUUCCAAUAUUUAUCAUAAAAAAGACAUCUAAUGAGGAAGAAAUGGAUACAUGUAAGAGGCUUUUUUAUUUUGUACAGCGUCUCAUAAACGUUCAAGUGGCUUGGACCUUGAGUCAAAUAUAUAUGUGCUCCAUGAAGAUGAGCCAGCAUCGUCAGCACAUAUAUGCUUGAUAUCCCAUACACGGUAGACUACCCGCGAUCGCGUACAAAUAAGUUUACGAAAGGAACACCUACGUAAAUUGUACCAUAAUAUUGAGGGAUAGCCUGUUCCUCAAAAACGUGUCUGACAGUAUACAUGCACAUUUUUUAAGGAGCCAGAGCCCCCCUUGUAAUCUUAAAUAAUAAUAAUAAUAAAUUAAAAAGAGUGGAUUAUUUUCUUUUCAAUUAAAUCACUUUCAUGGACAAUAUUAUCUAUACGUUGCUUUAGGACGAUGUGGUCACAUGUUCUAUUAAAAAAAAAAUAUAAAAAAAAGAUGGAAGCAUUCCGUCUUUGUCUUCCAUACGGUAAUAGAUUUAUGCUCGACUCAAGCCACUUGAUCAUUUACAGAGUCCGUAAGAUCAGGGCCGGAUUACUCAUGUCGGGCCUCCUAAGUAAUGCAGUUUUCGCUCACAAAAAGCUGCAAUAAUAGUAAUAAAUAAUGCAGUAAUAAUAAAUUUUACAUCAUCAUAUCAUCAUAUGGGGAGUUUUGCCAAUAGUUGCCACGCUUGGCAGGUGGAUUGACAACUACAGUUAGGCUUUGGAGAUGUUUAAAGAGGGCCGCUGCUGCUCAUUCCUCGUCCUUCAAUCGCCUUUUACUACACCCACGGGAAAGAGGGAGGGGGGGCUAUUCUGUGUUGGGACCACAUGUCUAAUAGUUCUAUAUAUACUAACUUAAAAUGCGUAUACAAUACUUAUUGAAAAAAAAAGAAAAUAAUAUUUCAAUGAGGGUUUAUUAAGCAUCAUCCCCCUUAAAUUGUCACCCAAGGCUAACUAUGGUUGCUAGGGGGGAAAGAGAUUGUUAGCAAUAUGCCCUAUUAGGUCGACCUCUACGUGAUUCCCCAUUCAAACCAUCGUGAACAAUUCUUAUUGAAUUCGUCACGAUGGGCUAACUGAUCUGCUUCAUCCACAUCUAUCAUCCUUCACUGGUGUCCCGCCGGUGUAUACCGAUAGUGCAGGUGGGGUUACCAUUCCAUUAUCACCCAUAAAAAAAAAACUUGUUGCCAACCCGUCUGCCAAACAUGGCAACUACUGGCAAAAGCUCCCAAGAGGGAAGCCUACGUUUAACAGUGGACAGUUAAUGCCUGAUAUGAUGAUCAAGGUGUCAUACAAACCUUCAAAUAUAAUUGCCAUUUAAAGAAACUCGAAAAAUUAUUCAUCAGGGCAUGGGGCCUCUAUCCGUUGGAGGGACCCUAGGCGGUUGCCAACACUGUCUAAUGAAUAAUCCGGCCCUGCAUAAGGUACCAAGGACAAAUGUCCUUGACAAGUUUAUAAACAUAAAUGCGCUAAGAUUUAUAUCAUAAUGCAUUACUUUUGUAAAAUAAUAGAAUACCAGUUAUUUAAAGACAUAAGAAACAAAUGUAUAUAUUGAACUGCCAUCGAGAAUAACAAGCGAGAUAUUGAAUUAUUGCAAAUUGUAAAAUAUCGCCUGUUUAGUUUUUUUUUUUUUUUAUAGAAAAACGCACACUAGGGUAAACUAUUCAAUGACUAGCACAAAAUGUUAUUUACUAUUGAUAUAUUAGUAAAACACCAAGAUUCACAAUUUCAAUCGAGAUAAAAGAUACACUAGAUUUUAAGUUAAGAAACCUAACUGAAAACCGCAUGGAAUUUGACGCUGAACUUUUUGGGCGACGCCAGAAUAAUAAAAAAAAAAACAAAUUUAAAAUUAUUGUCUUCUAUUGGUCCUAAUAAGACCCCUCAUAUAAUUUUUUUUAUUAAAUGCCUCCUAGGGACAAACAUGGUGUGCCUGACUACAAUUUCAUUAUAUUAUUAAGAUUGUAUUGUAUUGUAUGGGAGAUAGGCGUGACAGAUAUGUAUGUAUGUAUUGUAUUGUAAAAUAUUUAUUGUACAUAAUUUAUAUUGGACACAUUAAAAGAUUUAAUAUACAAUAGCGGACUUAUCCCAUAGAGGGAUCUCUUACAGUCAACCUUUGAGAAGCUGAAAGAAAACUAUAGAAUGUACAAGGGUAAAAACCGUACAGUUAAAAAUAAACUCAAUAAUAUCUAGUAAAAUUAUAUUUUCAAAAUUUGUAAAUAUCUUUCAGCAUAUUUUUUUUUUACUACAAGCACUCAUUUUUAAUGAGUGCAUGGUUGAACUCGUCCAAUUCUUAUUGCAGUUUGUGAUUGUAGAUCUUGGGUUUUUUAUUGGUAUAUCAAUGUUUUUUUAUACAUUUUCAGGUAACAUAUCCCCCUGGUGUGCGAGAAGCUUAUGAGUAAUAUAUUUAAGUUAUUGUGUGUGUGUGUGUGUGUGUCUGUGUGUUUUGUAUGGACAUUUUAAUUGUAAGUGACGUCCACACAAAAUAUUUUGCAAGCAGCGAAAUAUCGUACAUAAGAUUUUACAAGAGAAACAAAAUUGAACUACUUAAAUCGUGGUGAAAUCAGUAUGGGACCAACACGGGGCUUAACCCUGUUGAUUGCAAAAAUAAUCACCAAAAUCAGUAUUUAAUUGACGAUCGGAUCGCGGAACACUACAAAAUAUAACUUUACACACUACAUUGUUUUGUAAUUCGGUAGAAAUAAAAACUAUAUUAUAUUUUCAUACAAAAUUUGAUUUAUUCUAGAUCUCGUAAAAAAUAUUUUUUUUUGCCAUAUAGAAUAUAUUAUUUUAAAUGUUUGCAAAAUGUGUUCAGUGUGAAUAGUCCUUAAUGUUUUAACUAGUAAGACCAAAACUAUGUAAGUACUGUUUUUUAUCGAAAAUUGUUACUUUCCUAAAUUGUAAACUUUAAAAGCGUUCAUAACUUUAGCUUGCCGAAGUGUCGCAACGUCGCAAUUUUCAAAAAAACAAUUUACAUAAUAAUUUUCAAUGUUUUUGGCUUGGUUUUUUAACAGUUUUGUGCUAGAGAAUUUAAAAGUUUAUAAUGCAAUAUUAUAAGUAUUAAACUAUUAUUCAAAAUUUGUAUAUUGAUUGCGAAAAUGUAUUUGAAAAAUUCCAAAAGCAAAAAAUGAUGUAGUUGCCAAGUUUUUUUUUAUGGUUGAUUUAUAUGCAACGUAUUCUAUGAUUAACUUUAUUAGUUCGCUAUCAGGGCAUCUUUUAAAUAAUCAAUCGGAAACAUUGAGAAACAUUCAAUUGCAUUUGACAAGGAGGGGGGGGGGGGGGGUUAUUAUUAUUUUUUUAUACAGCUUAGAAUGGCAAACAAGCUGACGGCCCACUUGAUGGAAAGUGGUAACCGUCGCCUAUAGACAUAAGCAGUAGCAUGGACAUAACAGAGUAUACUGUUUCGCCCAUGAUACCCCCCAUGCGUUGUCAUUCCUGAGUUGUUAUUCCUCUGGUGUUAUUCCUCUGUACCCAGUAAAUUCAAAUUGUUGAUAAUGGAAUGGUAACCCCCUCCCGGGGGGAUCCUAUCAUCCAUCACAGGUGCCCCACCAGCGCAUACCAUUAGCGUGGACGGGGUUAUCUAUCUAUUGUAUUUUUUUUUAAAUUGUAUUUGUACAUUGACAGAUAAUUGGGACGUUGUCACACUUCGGUAAGCUAAAGUUAAUAGAGUACAAAGUGCCAAGAUUUUAUUUUGAAGUACCUUAUUUUUAAUUCGCAUACGAUCUGCAAAUUUGUUUUAUUUUAUAGUGAUAUAAUUAAUUACAUUAAGUCCAAAUUUAUUUACGGCCUUUUAUCGUGUUAUUAUUAGACCAAUCUCAUCUUAGAGGCUAGCAGAUUACGGACUAAGCCGAACAAUUUGAUCGCCUUCCCCACUCCCCUGGAAAGAGAUUGGUAAUAAUGGAGUUCCCUAUUGUCAUUACUAGCAUCAGGCCUUCAUGCGGUCCCUCCUGGAUUUUAUCCUGAUUAAUUGCUGGUGAAUUAAUCACAAACUGUCUUGUUCGUCCUUACUUGUCACCCCUCACUGGUGCCCCGCCAGCGUAUACCGAUAGCACAGGUGGGGUAUGUAUUCCAUUUUCAUCCCAUUAACACCUUCCUACCCUUAUCCCAAUUAUUAUUUGUGGUCGGCGUAAUAUGAUUUUAUCCAUAUUACAAAAAGAUUUGGCUUAUAGUUUUACGACCGGCUGCCUGUCUGACGUCAACUAAGCUGUCAUAUAUAUUUUAUUCUAUAAUUAUGUAGCCAAAUUCUUAGCAAUUUUUUUUAUAGUAUGGUAACCUCGCCUGCGCUAAUGGGAUACGCUGGCGGAGCACCAGUGAACGGUGAUAGAUGAGAAUGAAAACAGGCCAGUUAGCCCAUCAUGAUGAAUUCAUCAGGAAUUAACCAUGAUAAUUUCCAGGGGGAACCACGAGGAGGUCGACCUGGUUGGGUAUAUUGAUAACAAUUGGAUUCUCAGUCUCCAUUACUUACAAUCCCUUUCCGCCCUCUUAGCAAUAUUAUAAAUGAGAAAGUGAGUUUGUUUGUUACCUCUUAACGCCUUAACUACUCAUUCAAUCCUAUUAACUAUUGCAUCAGAAUUGAGGUUGGUCUUUAACUAAGUGUAUUGUUUGUUAUAUUAGGGGCCAUUGUUGUUUAUUAGUCAAUUAAUAGAGCUAUAAAUAACAUUGAUUGUUUGUUAUUAUAAAAGUUUUAUUAAUUUUAAAAUAAACUUAAUUUUAUUUCAGUUUUAAUAA